Messenger RNA from Coregonus clupeaformis (lake whitefish), 4347 nucleotides. RefSeq names its product ENAH actin regulator (gene enah). Gene Ontology annotation, molecular function: SH3 domain binding; profilin binding. Gene Ontology annotation, biological process: intracellular transport; axon guidance; actin polymerization-dependent cell motility. NCBI's taxonomy places the organism in Eukaryota, Metazoa, Chordata, Actinopteri, Salmoniformes, Salmonidae. The record is from RefSeq and is a predicted model, not a curated record. The transcript has 14 exons. The coding region runs from base 339 to 2804 and encodes 821 amino acids.
UGAAGCAGAGAGACCGGGAUCCCAGCGGCAACGUGCCGUUACAUGAAACGACUGGAGUCUCAGCAGCAAAAAACAUUGUUUUCUCAUUUUUUCUUUCAUUAGAAUUUCAUGAACGGUGGCGCGAUGCACUAGAUAAUUUUUUUUACAUUUACAUUUUUUUUUACUUUACUGGAUGUAACUGUGAACCAAAUUCGUCCCGAGGCGUUCCAUUGAUAUUCUUAUUUUGUGACAUAUUCAAGUGCGAACUUUCUGAAAACUAUUGCCGAGAUAAGUCAUCAGUCAAAUAACAUUUUAAGCCCUCGACGAAGAUACUUUUUUAGGCCUGUGACAGAAUCAUCAUGAGUGAACAGAGUAUCUGUCAGGCGCGGGCCGCUGUCAUGGUGUAUGACGAUGCCAAUAAGAAAUGGGUUCCAGCCGGCGGCUCCACGGGCUUCAGCAGAGUGCACAUAUACCACCACACAGGCAACAACGCCUUCCGGGUGGUGGGACGCAAAAUACAGGACCAUCAGGUGGUAAUAAACUGUGCCAUUCCCAAGGGGCUCAAGUACAACCAGGCCACACAGACCUUCCACCAGUGGCGUGAUGCCAGGCAGGUCUACGGACUCAACUUUGGCAGCAAGGAGGAUGCCAAUGUAUUCGCCAGUGCCAUGAUGCAUGCCCUGGAGGUGCUCAACUCUCAGGACACAGGCCCCACAUUGCCAAGACAGAGCCCCCAGGUUCAGAAUGGACCUUCACCAGAGGACCUAGAGAUGCAGAGAAGGCAGCUGCAGGAGCUUCAGAGGCAGAAGGAGGUGGAGCGCGAGCGGCUGGAGCGGGAGCGCCAGGAGAGGGAACGGCUGGAGCGUGAGAUGCUGGAGAGGGAGCGCGAACGGGAACGUCAAGACCGUGAGCGCCUGGAGCGAGAGCGGGAGCGUGCCGAGAGGGAGCGGGAGCGCUCCGAGAGGGGGCAUGUGGAGCGCGCCGAACGGGAUCGGCUGGAGCGUGAGCGUCAGGAACAGGAGAGAGAGCAGUUAGAGAGAGAGCAGUUGGAGAGAGAGCAGUUGGAGAGAGAGCAGUUGGAGAGAGAGCAGUUGGAGAGAGAGCAGUUGGAGAGAGAGAGGGCGGAGAGAGAGAGGGAGCUGAUGGCAAGAGAGAAGCAGGAGAGGGAGAGGAUGGAGCGAGAGACUCACGAGGCGCAGCAGUUGGACAGAGAGCAGAUGGACUGGGAGAGAGGGAGACGCAUCUCCAACGCCGCAUUUGAAAGUACCCUCUACACCCCUCCGCCUCCAGAGUACUCCUCCAAGACCUCCUCUACGUCUGUGUCUCCCACCACCCCCAACUACCCUCCGCCCACCCCGUCACCCUCCUCUGCAACACCCCCCACCCCGCCUCUACGACACUCUGCCUCCCGAUUCGCCACCUCGCUAGGCUCCGCCUUUCACCCGGUCUUGCCCCACUACGCCACAGUCCCCAGGCGACAGCCAAUCCCUCCCACGUCCCCCGCCCCGGCCCCAGCACCCCCCUCCAAGUCUGUGGUGUGGUCAGCAACCAACUUCAGCCCACUGCCCCCCUCGCCCCCCGUCAUGAUCAGUAGCCCGCCGGGCAAGGCAACCGGCCCUCGCCCUGUCAUUGCCAUCCCAGUCUCCAGCUCCUUGUCACAGAAACCCGCCUCACCCUCCCCCAAUGGGCCUCCCAUGUUCUCUGCCCCUUCACCUGUCACCAUCGGCAACAGCAGCAACCCCGCCCCGCCUCCCACCCCGCCUCCCCCUCCACCGCUGCCCCCUCUCUCCCUGUCCCUGUCGUUGCCCUGCCAGCAGUCGCCCGUUGUCUCCCCCAUCGCUCCCCUUGUGUCCUCUCCCUCAUCCCAGCCUGCUGUUGUCCCUUCUCCUUCCACAGCUCCCUCUGCCUCUGCUGACCUCUCUGUAAACCUCUCUGUGCUGGGAGACUCCUGCUCCUCGGCUCCAGAGGCCUUUCAGCCUGCAGACCCUCUGGCCCAGCAGGACACAGUGUUGACACCGGUCCUGCCCACCCCUCCUCCCCCUCCCCCCCUCCCUCCCGGCUCCAAUGUGACCCCCACGGCCGCUGCCCCCCCGGCCCAAUCAGGCCCUCCACCCCCUCCCCCCUUACCCCCUACACUCACCCCUACCAGUGGCGGGCCCCCUCCCCCACCCGGACCCCCACCUUCCCUUGGUGGCCAGGCCCACCCUCCACCUCCACCAGCCCCUCCCCUGCCACCAGGCCUCUUCUCCCCCUCGGAGGACCGCCCCCUAUCCGGGCUAGCCGCUGCCCUCGCUGGAGCCAAGCUGCGUAAAGUGCCAAGGAGUGAUAGUGGUGGUGACGCGGCAGCUGCUCUGGCUGCAGCCAUGGCUGGGAGCUUGGCUGGCGCUGCAGGGGCCAAACCUGGAGGGAACGGCCCUCUGGGAGGAGCACCUGGAGGAGGGGGGUUGAUGGAGGAAAUGAGCGCCCUGCUGGCCAGGAGGAGAAGAAUUGCAGAGAAGGGAUCAUCGCCUGAGCCGGAGCAGAGAGCUGACGAGGUCGGCGAGGGCACCACUACGCCCAAAGUGUCUGCCUGUAGCACACCAGACAUGCCCAGGAAACCAUGGGAGAGGACUAACACUAUGAAUGGUAGCAAAUCCCCGGUCAUUGGAAGACCAAAGUCCACAGCGACUGGAUCCCUAAGUGCCAACGGGGUGCCAACAGAAGGUCUCGACUAUGACAGAUUGAAACAGGACAUUCUGGACGAGAUGAGGAAGGAGUUAUCGAAGCUGAAAGAGGAACUCAUUGAUGCCAUCAGAGAGGAGCUGGGCAAGUCGAACACCGUGUAGAAGGAUCUCACCUCCCUGUAAAUUACACCCAUUACUGGACAACUGAGACCGGGUAACUUCAGAUGGGACAAUAUUAUAAAGGAACGAACAAGGAAAAAAGUUUUAAAAGGUGGUGAUGAUGAUAACAAUAACCAUAUUAAUACAGAAGACAGAGUUUGUGGGCGGAGCAGCGUCAGACGCACAGCUGGGGACGAGGGAGUGUGGGAGGCGUGUAGUAUGAAAGCACUGCUGGCGUCCAUCUUGUGAAGCCUGGCCAUUGCCACCAUUUUCCCGCAGCCUCACCUGGAGGACAGGACACAGUCUUAAAAGAGAAGUGACUGUCAUUAUGCAAAGAUUUCUCUCUUUGUCGAUAACACAAGAAAACAAGGAAAAGCAACAAAUAAAAAACUAACUAUAUUGAACUGUAUACUGUAUUAACCAUUGAAGUGUGAGAAAUCAAACAGACAGCGGUCACACUAAGAAUUGGAACGGUUGGUGCGCACUUGUGAUUUCAAAGCAAAAAGGCACGUUUAGUGGGUGAGUGUUAAGUUUGGAGGCAGGAGGGGAGGGAAAGGGAAGUAGGACUCAGUUUCCCAUAGGGCCAUUGGAGGGAGCCUCUUGAUGUGAAUGAGGGACUGACUGGUGGACUUGGUAUAGUCUACUGCUGCAGGACUCUGUAAAGCUUGUCUUCCUCAAAUACUAUUUUAAACUGAAUAUGUACAAAAUAAGAAAAAUAUAUAUCUCCAAGUCUAUCAAUCGUCUGUUUUAAUGUAAACCAUGGCCAUAUCAAGUAGCUUAAUCAAAUAUUUUCAAGAUGGUCUGUCUUUUGGUCUGUUUGGCUUAAUAUCCGAAUAUCAUUAUCUUCUUUUUUCUAUAGAAAUGAUCGCUAUUACAAGCACCUGUACUGCAUUUCUUAUCACUGUUUCUAUGUGUUGCAGGCUGAUGAGACGGUCACAAAGGGUACAUGCCUUUCUACAGUCAAUCUUUGUAGCUCUUUACCAAACAACCUCUGUCAAUUAGUGAUGGUUAAUAAUGCUAAAAUCACCAUGACCAGAUCUGGAACUAUUUGAAAUAUCUGUACUGUUAUUAUGAACUGAACCUUUUUUCCCCUCUCCCUCUCAUUUUCUGUCAAAUGUUUGGUGCAUGUAAGGCUUUGUACGGCGUUACUGCCACGAAGUUGCAUUAUUGUCUGUCAGUUUAUAAGCAAUAAAUGUAGCAUCUGGGUUGAAUUUCCCCCACAUGUUUUCCUUUAAAUGUUCCUGUUCUUUUAACUCCACUCCAGCGCCCUGUUGAGGAUGUGAUAGUGAUUCUGUACCUCCUUCUGUUCACUACUGUACAUCCACCUCAUAGAUUCUAACUGUUCUGAAACAAAUGGGUAGAGAAUAGAUGAGAUGGACAGACCCUCCCUGUUUAUAGCCAUAAUGUACUUAAUUUACUGAGGUAUGCCAUUCAUUUUUAAAAUCAUGGUACUCAUGGUAUUUUGUUUUAUGAUUCAAGGAUGCUGUAUCUUUUUAUCAAUAUUGCAGCUAAAUUGUAGUUAUUCUCUUUUUUUUUUUUUUUUUUU